AGCCUUAGAAAGCAGGACAGAGGGGCAUCACUCACCCGGAGAUACCUAUUCACUAUUAACUGUCAGCCGUCUGAAAACCAUUCCUCUUUUUCUCUCUGUUUGUCUGUCGAUGUCUUUCCAUGUCUUGCCUUAUCGUUUCAUACACACCCAUCCUGUUCACCACCGUCUCUCUGUUUCUCUCUCUCUUUCUCUCUCUCUUUCUCUCCGUCCCUUGCUCUUUCACACUUCUUCCCUCCCAUCGGCUGAGCGAGAGAAAGGGCACUCUUCUCCAUCAGUACCAUUCAGAUCGUAAGAGGCAGAAGAGAAAGAAAGGGAGAUAUUGAGACAGGGGGUAAGUGAGAAAGAAGGAAAGUGAGAGAGAGAAAGUGAGAGGGAGAGAGAGAGAAAGUGAGAGAGUGGAAGCAGAGUGUGAGCAACACAGUGUUGGUCUUUACAGUGGUGGGCAGACGGGCAGGGAGACAGCAGCCAAUGAGUACAGAGCCCACCGACUGAAGAAUAUUCCUUUAUUUAAUUAUCCUGCCUGUUGCUGCUCUGACUCUCUGACUUGUAUGAGCUCAUAUAAGAUAGAGGAGUACAGAGAGAGAGAGAGAAAGAGAGAGGAAUAGUUUGUAUGGGAGCGUGCGUUUGUUUGAGUGAGUGACUGAGUGAGACAGAACGCCUCAGCCUCACAUUCAUCUAGUUGGCCUCCUCUGCUCUGCUGAUGGACUUUGGGUUGGACUUUAAGCCCUGAGCUGCCUGAACUGACUGUAACGCUGCUCUAGUAUUUAUGUUGGAUUAACCAGCGGCGAUCAGCCAGCGACAUGAGUGAGGAGGGCAAGGAGAAGGGCUCUGGGAAGACAGCGUCUCACCGCAAGAAGAAAGGGAAAAAGUCUGACAGCAAUGCCAGUUACCUGAGAGCAGCCCGUGCCGGCAAUCUGGAGAAGGCUCUGGACUACCUAAAAACCGGGGUCGAAAUCAACAUCUGCAACCAGAAUGGUCUCAACGCCCUCCAUCUUGCCUCUAAAGAGGGCCAUGUGGAGGUGGUCGCGGAGCUCAUCAAGCUGGGAGCCAAUGUGGACGCCGCAACUAAGAAAGGGAACACGGCUCUCCACAUAGCGUCUUUGGCUGGUCAGGUGGAUGUGGUAAAGGAACUAGUGACGAAUGGAGCGAACGUCAAUGCACAGUCUCAGAAUGGCUUCACUCCUCUCUACAUGGCAGCACAGGAGAAUCAUCUGGAGGUGGUCAGAUACCUGCUGGACAAUGGCUCCACACAGAGCAUCGCCACUGAGGAUGGCUUCACCCCCCUGGCAGUGGCCCUGCAGCAGGGCCAUGACCAGGUGGUGUCUCUGCUGUUGGAGAACGACACCAAGGGCAAGGUCCGCCUCCCAGCACUACACAUCGCAGCCCGGAAAGACGACACCAAAGCUGCUGCUCUCCUGCUGCAGAACGACCACAAUGCAGACGUGGAGUCCAAGAUGACGGUGAAUAGGACCACAGAGAGUGGCUUCACUCCGCUGCACAUCGCUGCACAUUACGGCAACAUCAAUGUAGCUACGCUUCUCCUCAACCGCGGUGCUGCCGUUGACUUCAAGGCCAGGAAUGACAUCACCCCACUGCAUGUGGCGUCUAAGAGAGGCAAUGGCAACAUGGUGAAACUACUGCUGGAGAGAGGAGCCAAGAUAGACGCUAGGACCAAGGAUGGCUUGACUCCUCUGCAUUGUGGCGCGCGAAGUGGACAUGAACAAGUGGUAGAGAUGCUGCUGGACAGAGGAGCCCCAAUCCUGUCCAAAACUAAGAACGGCCUGUCUCCCCUCCACAUGGCAACCCAAGGGGACCAUCUCAACUGCGUUCAGCUACUGCUGCACCACGACGUUCCAGUUGAUGACGUCACCAAUGACUACUUGACAGCCCUGCAUGUUGCCGCUCACUGCGGACACUACAAGGUUGCAAAGGUCAUCGUGGAUAAAAAGGCCAACCCCAACGCCAAAGCACUGAAUGGUUUCACUCCGCUUCACAUCGCUUGCAAGAAGAACAGGAUCAAAGUGAUGGAACUUCUGCUGAAACACGGAGCAUCCAUACAGGCAGUGACCGAGUCGGGUCUCACUCCAAUCCAUGUUGCGGCAUUCAUGGGACAUGAGAACAUUGUGACCCAGCUGACAAAUCAUGGUGCUUCGCCAAACACAACGAAUGUGAGGGGAGAGACCGCCCUCCACAUGGCAGCGAGGGCCGGCCAAGCAGACGUGGUGAAAUAUCUGAUACAUAAUGGGGCCACAGUGGAGGCUAAGGCAAAGGACAACCAGACCCCGCUCCACAUCUCCAGUCGUCUGGGGAAGCCUGAUAUCGUGCUGCAGCUACUGCAGAAUGGGGCGUGUCCUGACGCUACCACCACUUCUGGUUACACCCCUCUUCACCUGGCCGCUAGAGAGGGCCACAAAGACAUUGCCUCAGUUCUCCUUGACCACGGGGCCUCUCUGGACAUUAUUACCAAGAAGGGCUUCACUCCUCUUCAUGUAGCAUCUAAGUACGGGAAGAUAGAAGUCGCCAACCUGCUGCUGCAGAGACACGCACCACCUGACGCAGCUGGGAAGAGUGGUCUAACUCCACUGCAUGUAGCAGCUCACUACGAUAACCAGAAAGUGGCUCUGUUGCUGCUGGACCAGGGUGCCUCACCACACGCUGCUGCCAAGAAUGGCUACACUCCCCUUCACAUCGCCGCUAAGAAGAACCAGAUGGAGAUCACCACGACUCUACUGGAGUAUGGAGCCGACACCAAUGCGGUGACACGGCAGGGCAUCACGCCUCUGCACCUGGCCUCCCAGGAGGGCAACGUUGACAUCGUUACCCUGCUACUGGCCAGGGACGCCACCAUCACCCUGGGCAACAAGCCAGGGAAGAGUAAUACACGUUCUCCAGAUAUCACAGAGAGUGGUCUGACCCCUCUCCACCUGGCUGCCCAGGAGGACAAGGUCAGCGUAGCUGAGGUCCUGGUCAACCAGGGGGCCACUGUUGACCCAGAGACUAAGAUGGGAUACACUCCACUGCACGUGGCGUGUCACUACGGAAAUGUGAAGAUGGUCAACUUCCUGUUAAUGAACCAGGCCAAGGUCAACGCCAAAACCAAGAAUGGCUACACCCCCCUCCACCAGGCUGCCCAGCAGGGCCAUACCCACAUCAUCAACCUGCUGCUGCAGAACGGAGCAUCUCCCAAUGAACUGACUGUGAACGGCAACACAGCCUUGUCUAUCGCCAGGAGGCUGGGGUACAUCUCUGUUGUGGACACUCUGAAGGUUGUCACUGAGGAAACACUGACAUCCCUGACGGUGAUUGAGAAACAUAAGAUGAAUGUCCCUGAAACAAUGAACGAGGUUUUGGACAUGUCCGAUGAUGAAGUUCGUAAAGCCAAUGUGCCUGAAAUGCUCACUGAGGACUAUUUAUCUGAUGUUGAAGAAGAAAUGGAAUAUCAGUGUGCGUUCGAGAGCUACUGUCGUGAGGAUGCGAUGACGGGUGACACGGAUAAGUACCUGGGUCCCCAGGACCUGAAAGAGCUGGGAGACGACUCUCUGCCCCAGGAGGGAUACAUGGGUUUCAGCAUCGGAGCACGCAGCGCCAGCCUGCGCUCCUUCAGUUCGGAUAGGUCCAAUACCCUGAACCGUACCUCCUUCACCAGAGACAGCAUGAUGAUUGAAGAGAUACUGGCUCCUUCCAAGGACACGGCUCUCUGUAGAGACUUAUCGUUCAUUUCUGAACCCCAGAGUAAGCGUCUGGCGGUGGCCAACAAGGACUGUGACUCUGAGUCUUUGAGACGGUACAGCUGGGCUCCUGAUGCUCUGGACAACGUCAACAUGGUGUCCAGCCCCAUACACUCUGGCUUUUCCUCUCCUAUGCCCCAGUAUGACUCCAGGUUCCUGGUUAGUUUCAUGGUGGAUGCCCGUGGCGGCUCCAUGAGGGGAAGUCGCCAUAACGGCAUGCGCAUCAUCAUCCCGCCUAGGAAGUGCACAGCGCCGACUCGCAUCACCUGUCGCCUGGUGAAGAGACACAAACUGGCCACACCCCCACCCAUGGUGGAGGGAGAGGGAUUGGCCAGCAGGCUGGUGGAGGUGGGGCCAGCUGGAGCUCAGUUCCUGGGUAAACUACACCUUCCUAGAAAGCUCCCAUCGCUAGACGAUGGAGAGAAGUUGGUUAGCCGAGUCCUGCAGCUGGGACCACGAGGAACACAGUUUAUUGGACCUGUGGUUGUGGAGAUCCCUCAUUUCGGUUCCAUGAGAGGAAAAGAGCGUGAGCUGAUUAUACUGAGGAGUGAGAAUGGAGAGAGCUGGAAGGAACAUCUGUACGACUGUAAGACCGACGAUCUCAACGAGCUACUCAACGGCAUGGAUGAAGAGCUGGACAGUGUGGAGGAACUGGAGAAGAAGCGCAUCUGUCGCAUAAUCACCAAGGAUUUUCCACAGUACUUUGCUGUGGUGUCCCGGAUCAAACAAGAGACCAGCCAGAUGGGCCCUGAGGGAGGAGUCCUCUCCAGCCUGACACUCCCAUUGGUUCAAGCAUCCUUCCCAGAGGGGGCACUUACCAAGAAGAUACGAGUUGGACUGCAGGCCCAGCCUGUUCCUGAUGACACAGUGAAGAAGAUCCUUGGUAACCGGGCAACCUUUAGCCCCAUAGUGACCGUGGAACCUCGGCGCAGGAAGUUCCACAAACCAAUCACCAUGACAAUACCGGUCCCGACCCUGUCAGGAGAAGGGGUCAGUAAUGGCCACAAGGGAGACUCCACCCCUUGCCUGAGGUUGCUAUGCAGCAUCACUGGCGGUACCUCCCCUGCCCAAUGGGAGGACAUUACUGGGACCACACCCCUAACCUUUGUUAACGACUGCGUUUCAUUCACGACCAAUGUGUCUGCCAGGUUUUGGCUAGCUGACUGCCACCAGAUCCCAGAGACAGUGGGACUGGCCACCCAGCUGUACAGAGAGCUCAUCUGUGUUCCCUAUAUGGCCAAGUUUGUGGUGUUUGCCAAAAUGAACGACCCGGUGGAGUCCCGUCUUCGCUGCUUCUGUAUGACGGAUGACAAGGUGGACAAAACCCUGGAACAGCAGGAGAACUUUGAGGAGGUGGCCAGGAGCAAAGACAUUGAGGUGUUGGAGGGCAGGCCUAUCUACGUCGACUGCUAUGGUAACUUAGCCCCUCUCACCAAGGCUGGACAGCAACUCGUGCUCAACUUCUACGCAUUCAAGGAGAACCGGCUUCCUUUCUGUGUGAAGGUCAGAGACAACAGCCAGGAACCAUGUGGUCGCCUGACGUUCCUGAGGGAGGCCACCAAGACCAGCAAGGGCCUCCCACAGAUGGCCGUGUGUAACCUGAACAUCACCCUCCCCGCGCUGAACAAGGAAAUGGAGUCAGACCAAGAAGAAGAGACUGAAAAGCCAGAACGACGUCAUACCUUUGCAUCUCUGGCCUUACGUAAACGCUACAGCUAUCUGGCCGACCCCGCCACCAAAACAGUUGAGCGAAGCACAACAAGAACACUGCCUGCUGGUUACGCUCACAAACCUGUCUUUUCAACAAGAUCUUACCAGGCAUGGUCGGCUGCGCCUCUUCCCCACCCUGUCCAAGCAAGGUGUGGACUGGGUUCCCUCUCCAGUUCACCGUCCAACACGCCAUCUGCAUCGCCACUAAAGUCUGUCUGGUCGCUCUCCUCCGCUUCUCCAGUCAAAACCCUUGGAGCCUCACUCUCACAUUCAAUCAUGUCCACUAGCGACUUAUCUUCUCCCGCCAUUAGACCCUAUAGAACUAUGGCCUCCCCUAUUAAAACUGUCGUGCAACAGGCUCAGUACCCAGUACAGGUCUCUGCUGGCUUGGUGUCUUCUUGUAAAGCUGGGACAGAUCCUGUGUUCAUUAAAGGACUAUCCACCCCCUUCUCUUCCAGGAGUCCACCGGCCUCUAACACAGGGUCUGUGCCAGAUGGAUCAACCACGACUCAACCUGAAUGCGCAAAGCCCCCGGUUAACAUGUACAACUCUAGUUUACCCUUCAAAUCAGUCUUGGCCUCCUCAUCCUCCUCGCCUGUCAGGACUAUCGCUGGCCUCGCCACUGCCACGGCAACGUCCAAGGGGAAGCCCCUCCCCUCCCUGUCCUCACCAGCCCAUUCCUCCGACGCCUCUGCCAUGGUGAAUGGAUUAGUUUCUCCCAUGAAAUAUUCCUCUUCCUCUCAGCCUUCCUCCCCCUCCUCCCCAACGUCCCGUCUGUCUUCAGAUAGGUCAGCCAGUCUGCAGGAGAGGAUACAGGCCACUAACCAUGCGGCCACGUCUAGCGUUAGUGCAGCUAUAAAUGAGGCCGAAAGGACAUUUAACUCAUCGGGUUACGCAACUCUCAAGUCAAUGUCUACCUCGCGUCGAUCGAACAGCUCAACAACGGUUUACGCCUCUGUGCGGUCUCAAACUCCAUCCAGCACCUCGUCAACAUCCAAUGCAAUGACAGUACCAGUGUACUCUCUAGUCAAUGUGGUACCAGAGUCCCAAGUGAAAAAAGGUCCUGGAUCACUGAAGAUGGCGGCUGCAGACUCUCGGAAAUCAAAGACUGCCAUUAAGUCUCCUCCCUACAUCACUCCCCCUGGGCUCACUCUUACCCCCCCUUCCUCCCUGUCUUCCAAUCAGGACAUCCUGAGAGACGUGGCCGAUAUGAAAGAGGACCUGUUGAGGAUGACGGCCAUUUUGCAGACUGAUCCCAGGGCAGCCAGAAACGUCCAGUCUCAAACCCCUAAAGAGCCUAAAAUGGAGGAUGAAGAACCGUUCACUUUAGUUGAGAAAGUGAAGGAAGAUCUAGUUAAAGUCAAUGAGCUCCUCAAUAAGGACAGUACAGCCAGUAGAGGGAGGACAUUUGAGGAGGAAUGGGAGGAGUUCUCUAAAGAUGAGAUAGAGGAAGCGCAACAAAAUGCUAAGGAAUUCGUUCAUCCCCCUUUUGAUGCUAACGCCCUCCAUUUUAGGCCCCAGUCUAUGUCCAGUAAAGAGUUGAAUCUAGCCAAGGUUGUUGACUACCUGGCAAAUGACAUAGGUGCUAGUUCACUUUCUAAAAUGGCAGAGAUGAAAAGCAGAUAUGAGGAGGCCAAAAGGGAAGGGGAGGAAAAACAGAAACUUAAAAAACUAAAGAUGCCGCCCCCAGGAAUGCGUACAUCUGCCUCAGAGAAAGACUUAUGUAAACUGGCAGAGUCCUAUUAUGGGCCUGACGCUAUAUUAGAGUCUCCUGAGGACUUAUCUCACGAGCAGGAUAAGAGUCCUCUGUCAGACAGCGGCUUUGAAACAAGAAGUGAAAAAACUCCUUCAGCGCCCCAGAGUGCAGAGGGCACUGGCCCCAAAACACCCUUUACCGACCCCAUACCCCCUUGUAUCACAGAGACCAGAACCGAGGUGGUCCACAUACGGAGCUAUGAGCAUCCAGACGAAAACUGUGAGGCCUUCAUUGAGGAGGCAGCUUCAGCAUCACCAGCCUGCAUCGAACCGGACGCCUCCGCACCCCCUCCCAAAGACAAAGUCAAAUCAUUCCAGAUCAAAGUCUCUGAAGACUCUGACGCCGUCGUCAGCAAGAGCAUGCGGCUCAAAGAGGAGACUCACAUCACCACGACAACCCGCAUGGUUUACCACAAGCCCCAGCUAAAGGAUGGCUCAGAGAGGAUUGAGGAGACCAUGUCGGUCAGAGAUAUCAUGAAAGCAUUCCAGUCCGGAAGGGACCCCUCCAAGGAACUAGCUGGACUGUUUGAGCACAAGGCUGGCCAGGAAAAUGUAAAAGGGGACGAACUAACCCCUAGGUUCCUUGAUAAAGACAUUAAAGCAAAACCCAAAGUGGAGAGAAUCAUUGAGGUUCACAUAGAAAAAGGAGGAAACACAUCUGAACCAACUGAGGUGAUCAUAAGAGAGACCAAAAAGCAUCCAGAUUAUUAUUUUUAUAAGGGAGACCAUGGAAUUAAGGAAUUAGCUGAUAAUGAUGAAGCAAAGCAUGAACAGGAGGAGCUUACCGCUGAUGGCACCCUGCCUUCUUUUCUGGAUACAUCCCAUGUCAACAUCCCCGUCUCACAGGAAGAGGAGAGUCGGCCAAGCUCUGCUCAGCUGAUGGCCGACAAUUCCUACAAAGCCCUCAAACAGCUCAGCCAACACUCUGUAGAGUAUCAUGAUGAUGAGCUCUCUGAAAUGAGGGGCGAGUCUUACAGGUUCGCUGAAAAGAUGCUCCACUCUGAAAAACUAGACCCUUCCCAGUCUGACAUAGAGGAUACAGCAGUUGAAGAAACGUGUGGUAUGGCCACAGAGUGGCAUGGAGCAGAACGUGGUUAUGGUGAGAAAGGGUCCGGGCCCAGGAAAGAGUUCACGUUCAAGUCAUCAAAGGAUGAAUACUCUAAGUCAGGUAAAUUUUCUCAUAAGGAUGACCAGUUUGACAAAGUGACAGUGUUGCAUUACACCACAGAGCCAGGCAGUCCAAAGCAUGCGGUGUGGAUGCGCUUCACUGAGGACAAGCUGGACAGGAACAGAGAGAAACUCAUCUACGAGGACCGCGUCGAUCAAACUGUCAAGGAGGCAGAGGAAAAACUAAGUGAGGUCUCUCAGUUUUUCCGUGACAAAACUGAGAAACUGAAUGAUGAGCUGCAAUCGCCAGAGAAAACACCUCCAAAGAGAGACCCCCGGCAGACUAGAUCAGGGCCCAGCUCCACCUGCAGCAGCCCAGAGAAAACCCAACAGAAAUCCAGGACAGGGGGGGAGGAGUGGGGCAUGGGACGGGGCAAUAAGCUCUUCAGUACCACUGGAGAGAGGAAGACCUCUAGUUUACCCAAUAGUCCAGAAAGAGCUGUGCUCUCCCGUUUCAGUGAGGACAACUCCAAACAGCAGACUAAGACAGGGGCAGACAAACCCACUUCCUCUAUUGUGAGCUCUGUUCGGUUGAAGUUUGAAUCAGAGACACAAAAACAAGAUACAAGUAGUUCUCAGGCAGCACAGUCAAAGCCCCAAGUCAGGAAGCUGCAGGAGAGUAAGCUGCCAGUGUUUCAACUGUUUACUGGAGGAAAAAUAGCUAAUGGGUCUGAGGAGAAACGAAGUCCUUCUAAAAAGAGCCCAGAGAAACCCAAAGGGCCAGUCCCAAAACACUUUGGAAGUGAACUUGAUAAAAAAUCUGAGAAAACAACCUCAGUGAGCCAGGAUGUUCAGGGCACAGUGGGAAUCAGUAAGAGUCUAAAGGGACAAGCAUCACAUACUCAUGAUACAGUGAAGGAGAAGAUUUGUAAAGUUGAAAAAGCGCAGGCAACAAAAAGUGAGUUGCCGUCCCAACAGAUGGCAACAAGUCCUGCAGCAAAUAGGGCUGUUUAUUCUGAACCUAUGUCUAAAGACAAUGGUGACCCGAUUAACAAGAAUCUUAGAAAAAAGACAGAAUCCCAGAUUCCAGUCAGGACUGUGUUUAGCCACUCAGACAGCGAUCAGUCAAAGAAAGCAAAACAAGAUACGAUAUCUAAGCCACCUGAAAAGACAUCACAAAUUCCCAUGCUGACUAAGACCAAAACGCAUAUUAGCCCAGUUACUAGCCCAACAAAAGCAGAAGAACUAACAAACUCAACACUAGAAAUAUUAGAUAACGGACCAAAAGACUCUAACUCAAAUAAUGUGUGUGACACCAGAGAAACACAGGAGAGAUUAGCACCAGAGAAAACCUCAAAUUUCAAAGGUAUCAAAACAUUACCUGUCUAUGUGAGUGUUCAGGUGGGUCGCCAGGGAGAGAGAGAGGGCAGGGGGGGAGUUCUGUACAAACAAAAACAGCCGUCAUCGCCUCAGGCCAGUCCUGAUGAUGACACGCUAGAGCAGGUGUCUUUUAUAGACAGCUCCGGCAAGAGUCCCCUCACUCCAGAGACGCCCAGCUCGGAGGAGGUCAGCUACGACCUCACCUCCAGAACACCUGACUCUGUCCUGGGUUUCAUGCCCUUUCAGCCCAGCCCCAUCCCAGAGGUCUCAGAAGACUCCUCAGAGGAGGAGAGGGGGCAGGCCUUCUCCUUCAAAGACUCCCCACCAGAUAGAUGUAGUGUCACAGCAGCUGACCUUAAGAAUGGAAACCAGGAGGCUGGGCAGACACCUAAAGACAAAGGUGUAGCAUACAUCCAGUUUCCACCUCCGCCGCCCCUGGACUCUGAGCAGUCCAGCCCUGAGAAAAAGGGUUCUUGUGGAUCAUCCGAGGCAGAGACAGAAAUGAUGGAGGUGAACCUCCAAGAGGAGAAUGAUAAAAAGCUCCUGACAGAGCCCAUCAUCAGGGUCCAGCCUCCCUCCCCGGUGCCCCCGGGAGCUGAAGACAGUGACUCCAGUGACGAUGAGUCUGUCUUCCCACCCAUUUCCUUUAAGAAGUACACAUUUAAGAUCCCAGAGGAACAGGACCAGCUGGAUAGGAAAGGGUCAAAAUCCAAAAAGCAUGACAAGAACGGGAAUACCCAAGAGCUAGGAACUAAUGGAACAGCCAAGACAGAUGAGUAUGACUCUGAACAGAAUGGAAAUGACCAGUCCUUAACGGACUGUUCUAUCGCCACAACAGCAGAGUUUUCUCAUGACACUGACGCUACUGAGAUAGACUCCUUGGAUGGGUAUGACCUGCAGGAUGAGGAUGAUGGUCUUUGUGAGCUAGAGUCUAAACCCUUUGGUCUGCUGGACAAUAGGAAGGAUGUGUGGGCCUCGGAGAGCAUCAUUAGGCCCAGUGACCGCUCCUUCAGCCAGACCAAACUAGAAGUCAUUGAAGAGGAGAAAACACCAGAGGAGGAGUGCAGAAAGGCUCAAAGUGAUCCUGUUGAUAUAAAAACAGACGGAGCCAGCCGUCAGGACCAGAAAGAUAAAGAAGGAUUUUCUGAUACGUACUUUAGUUACAAACUAGAGGAGGCGUUUGACUCUCCAUUUAAAACUAUUGCCACUAAAGGUCUGGACUUUGACCCCUGGUCCAGUAGAGGUGGAGACGAGGAAGUGGUUGAUGCCCGGAUUAAAGACGAUGAACCAAAGCCGUUUGGGCUGGCGGCUGACGACAGAUCUCAGGCCUCAACCCCAGACACGACUCCCGCCAGAACCCCAACCGAUGAUAGUACCACGCCGACUAGCGAGCCUAACCCGUUUCCCUUCCAUGAAGGGAAGAUGUUUGAGAUGACUCGCAGUGGUGCGAUUGACAUGAGCAGGCGGGAUGUUGUGGAAGAGAGGCUGCAGUUCUUUCAGAUUGGCCCCCAGAGCCCCUGUGAGAGAACAGACCUGCGCAUGGCCAUAGUGGCAGAUCACCUUGGCCUGAGCUGGACGGAGCUGGCCAGAGAAAUGGAUUUCUCUGUAGAUGAGAUCAAUCACAUCCGCGUGGAUAACCCCAACUCGCUAACUGCUCAGAGUUUCAUGCUUUUAAAGAAAUGGGUUACCAGAGAUGGCAAAAAUGCCACAACGGAUGCCCUAACAGAGGUCCUGACUAAGAUCAAUCGGAUGGAUAUUGUGACAAUGCUGGAAGGGCCAAUAUUUGACUAUGGUAACAUUUCAGGCACAAGAUGUUUUGCAGAUGAUAACGCAGUUUUCCUGGAUCAGAGUGAUGGUUACAGUAACAUCGAACUGGAGAUGCAGACCCCCACCACGCUGCACGGCAACCGCUUCUUUAGCGAGGACUCUAGCUUUGACUCCCCCGUUAGAACGCCCACGAGGCCAUGUGACCUUUCACUCGGCCGCGCCACCAGCAUCCCGAGUCCCGCGCUGAACCCGCAGCCUCCCACCAUGGUGGUCGAGGAGGAUACCGCCGGGUCGCUGGCCACCCGGGCAGCCGGUGAGGGGGCAGCCGCUGGAGACGACGCGGCGGUCAGCAGGGAGUCUGUGUCUUCGUAUGAGCCCUGUGACAGGGAGGAAGGGGUGAGGAAGAGCGGCGUCGCGGGGACGAUGUCACACCAGGCUGGGCCUCCGCGUGAGGUGGAUAGGGACGAUGAGUGGAUGGCCACGUCUGGAGGAGACCCGCCGGAGGCCCUCGGCUCCGGGCCUGUUUUGGGGGGAGAGGGUGGUCAUCUGGGGGGAGAGAUCCUGGGGGGAGAGGGCGGUGGGUCUGGUUCUCCGGAGGAAGAGGAGGAGAUGAGCCAGGAGAAGUUAAAGUCUCUGUUGGAGGAGAUGGCACUGGAGGAAGGCUCGGAUGAUGAGGAGAUGACGGAGGAUAGGAUAAACGCCAUCUUGUCCCAGGUGCGGCAGGCAGACAAAGAUGUGAUGUCAUCACCCGCAGGUUGGCACAACGAGGCGUCCGGUGGCAACGUGGAAACUCCCACACCUGGCCGCGGUCUGAGUGCUGAAGGCGUGGGGCGCCAGGACACCAGCCCUGCCAACUCAGUCGACUCUCCGACAAAGUCACCCGACCAGGCAGCAGGGAAGGGCAACUCAGACCGUGCCGACGUCCCGUCUCAGCCAGCCGCUACAGAGGCCCGGGGGUCUUCAAACGGGGUGAAGGGUCACGGUGAGGGCGAGAAGAGGGUGUCAGUGUCACAGGGAGGCCGGGAGGAGAACAAGGCGACUCGGCAGGGAACCACAGCAGGACCAGGCAGCAGCGAGCAGCGUCAGGAGCCGAGAGCAGGCGAACAGGAGAUGCAUCAGGAGGCUUGUAGCUAUGAAGAGUCCGGCUCUGAUGAGGAACGGACUGUUACCACAAAGGUGUUCCGACGGAGGGUCGUUCUGAAGGGAGAACAGGCCAGAAACAUUCCUGUGGAGUCAGUGACAGAGGAGCAGUUCACAGACGAAGACGGAAACGUUGUUACCAGAAAAGUCAUCAGGAAAGUAGUGCGUCGCACUGUGGCUACGGCAGCUACUGUUUCUGAUAAGGGGAAUACUGACGCAGCUACUGCCACAGAAGAUGUGAGAGCAGAUGACGCAGGACGAGGAGGAGGUGUUGGGGGUGCAGGAGUAGAUGGAGGCAGGCAGGAAAGGAAGGGCAGGAAAAGAAACAAGCGCUCCCGAGGAGGCCCUAAAGCAGAGCAAGACCGCUCUAAAGGCCAAUCGGGAAAGACUGAGCCUGGAGAAGGAUCUAAGGAGAAAAAGAAGGAAGGGAGGAAAGGGCAAUCGUAACAGUUGUGUGCUCAACCUGGUUUAUUCAUGACUUCCUGGAAGGGAGAUGACUGGAACCUUGAAGCAGGAAAACAGCCAAUCAGAUCAUGUUUCUGCAGCUUUCACAUUAACGCAUGGUUUUCAGCAAGACAACUUUAUUUGAUUUCGCAUGAGCAUGAAAAACUCACUGUUCUGUCAACAACCUAGGGUCCAGUUAUGACCUAUUGUUACUAUGGUGAUGGGGAGAACAGGCCUGUGGUUUGUUCCUACAUGGAGUCACAACAACAACAGUAGCCCAGCCCCCAGUCAUCUGUGUGACCAAUGAGGCACAACAGGACGUUUGAUUGACAGAUCAGAGGAACACGUGGAGUCACCUUCUACAAGCCUUAUAUUUUCGCUCCUGGAGCCACGCCAAUGGGGUGUAUAAUGUGGGUGUGUUUUUUUAUGAAAAUAGGGUGAUUUUAUUGUAUAUAAAUGACACUGUAAAAUUCUGAAAUAAGGCGCUGACAGAAUGUUGUUUGACAGCUUUGAAAUGAAACCCUAUAUUGAGUCCAUCUUUAUGGAAUGUUGUGGGUGUUCUUGCCUAAUGAUAAGCAGGAAAUGUUUGUAAAAUAAUAACAUUGGCUUGAUUUUAAUCUUAUGCCAUUUCUGUAGAACCCACUAAAACCUUCAAACAUCACUUCAGUGAACAUAUUUCCUCAGAGUACUAAUAUUUUUAUGCAUGAGAUUCACAUUAUUUUAGUUUGUUUUUCUAAUUUGCAAAUACUGCAUCAUGAAAUAAGCCAAGGGUGUGUUGCUUCUAUCUGUCUGUCUAACCACUCUACUCUGUCACUUUGACUGUUUUUAAUGAAACACACAUGAACACAGCCACCACUGAGGGACAACAGGAUAGAAAGGGAGAUGUCAUUAUAAUGCUUUAUCAAGGCCCUCUGUGUCACAUACCUUUACUGUUAAAGGCUGGAUACGUCAGAGCUAUUACCCCAGUAGAUAGUGUAGACGGACAGUGUAAAGAUUGAAUUGUAUCAUGUGUAUUGGGGCUCUAAGAGAUAGUAGCCUUUUGUGUACGCCAAUAAUUUGUAAUCAUUCUAGCAGUGUAAUGUUAGGUUUUCAGACUGCUGUGGGGCAUUUUAUUUGGGUUUUGGUGACAUGUUUCCUUACGUUGAAUUUAUUCAUAUGAGACCAACUAAAGCAUUCAUUGAUUAUAGAUCUGGUAACAUAUGUAUGACAACCAACAUACCAUACACUGGAUGAUCCAAUAAUUAUUUAAGCAUAAAUAAAUUGUGUUUAAACUGAAAA
Molecule: messenger RNA, 14309 nt
Organism: Esox lucius (northern pike)
Lineage: Eukaryota; Metazoa; Chordata; Actinopteri; Esociformes; Esocidae
Gene: ank3b
Product: ankyrin 3b
Exons: 52
Coding region: 801-13034 (4077 amino acids)
Biological process (GO): signal transduction; regulation of cardiac muscle contraction; protein localization to T-tubule
Cellular component (GO): T-tubule
Molecular function (GO): protein binding
Source: RefSeq, a predicted model, not a curated record